Molecule: messenger RNA, 8781 nt
Organism: Drepanopeziza brunnea f. sp. 'multigermtubi' MB_m1
Lineage: Eukaryota; Fungi; Ascomycota; Leotiomycetes; Helotiales; Drepanopezizaceae
Biological process (GO): fatty acid biosynthetic process; secondary metabolite biosynthetic process
Molecular function (GO): phosphopantetheine binding; fatty acid synthase activity; 3-oxoacyl-[acyl-carrier-protein] synthase activity
Source: RefSeq, a predicted model, not a curated record
AUGCUCAAAUCGUUCGCUACCUUCCUCACCUUGGCGACUCUCGCCCUGGGCAAAACCGUUACCUAUAACUGGAGCAUCGAUUGGGUAACUGCUUCGCCGGAUAACUUCACCAGACAAGUCAUUGGCAUCAAUGGCAAGUUCCCCUUGCCCAUCCUUGAGGCGACAGUCGGCGACAAUGUUAUUGUUAAUGUGUACAAUAACCUCGGAACGGAAUCAACAUCUCUCCAUUUCCACGGGAUCGACCAGCCUGGCACUCAAUUUGCAGAUGGGCCAUCGGGAGUUACACAAUGCCCAAUUCCACCUGGAAGGUCGCUCAAAUACGACUUCAUUGUCGAUAGACCAGGAACCUACUGGUACCAUAGCCAUAACAAAGGGCAAUAUCCCGACGGACUGAGAGGCCCUUUAAUUAUUCACGAUCCCAGUGACCCAUACGCUGGUCAAUAUGACGAAGAGAUCGUGCUCACGGUAUCUGACUGGUAUCAUGCCUCCGUACCGGAAUUAAUUUCGAAAUUGUUGACAACAAGCAACGUGCGAGCUAUGCCUCCAUUCCCUGACGCCUUGCUGGUAAAUGAUACAACCACUGCAACAUUCAAGUUCGACGUUUCGAAAACAUACAAGAUCGAUAUAAUAAGCAUGGCCGCAUUCGCAUCGGUCUUUAUCCAAUUUGACUCCCACCCAAUGAACAUCAUAGCAGUUGAUGGAAGCUAUACCGUGAAGAAAGAAGCCUACCAGAUCCGAUUAAGCCCUGCUCAGAGAUACACGGUACUUCUUAAGGCACAGAGUUCCACGAGGAGAAACUAUGCUUUCUUGGCUUCACUUGACCAGAACCGAGACUUCACCGACACUUCUGUGACGCCGGUGUGGCCGCUCAAUGUUACCGGUAACAUCAUCUAUGACUCUGCCAAAGCAAUUGCACCAACAUACGUUGUUCCCAAAUGGAAACCUUUUGACGAUGCCACAUUGGUAGCUCUGGAUGGGCAGGCAUUGCUGGGGCCCCGAGCGAAGGUUGACAAGGAGAUCACGCUGGACUUCGAUUUCCAGCUGGACGCAGCUGGGAUACCAAGAGCCUACUUCAACAACAUCACCUAUAUCGCCCAGAAGGUGCCUACCUUAUUCUCGGUCAUCAGCACCGGUCUUUCGAACACAAACCCCGCUAUCUACGGCGCAGUCAACCCGUUCAUAGUAAACAAGGGCGAUAUUGUCCAGAUUACUGUCAACAAUAUUGACGGAGCUAUCCAUCCUUUCCAUUUGCACGGCCAUCAGUUCCAGGUGGUGGAAAGACCCGCGAGCGGCAAGGGCAAGUACAUAGGCAAAGGCAGAAACUUCCCCUCGGUCCCCAUGAAGCGCGACACGUUUGCCGUGAAUGCCAACAGCUACGCCGUGAUUCGCUUUCAGGCAAGCAACCCAGGUGUGUGGCUAUUCCACUGCCACAUAGAAUGGCAUGUCAUCAUGGGGUUGACGGCAACGAUUAUCGAAGCUCCGGACUAUCUUCGUGGCUUUCCAAUACCUGCGGAUCACAAGGCCAACUGUGAUGCGCAAGGGAUACCCACCUCGGGCAACGCCGCAGGUAAUACAGGAAACUUCACCAAUCUGGCUGGUGCCAACACUAUUCCCGAGUUCCCAGACCGGGGUGCUACAUUCCCGAAGCGAAUGGUCAAAGCUUCAAAGGCAUUCGCCCGCUCUCCUCCGUAUCCCAUGAACAUACCCAGGGGUCUACUGCGUUAUAAACUUGACGGAUUGACUUUGAAUUCUUGCCUGGUUGACGAUGAAGGUGAGUUGAGGAGGCGAGCUGGUCUGAGCAGUUGCAGCAGUUAUCCUGGCGCAACGCAAAUCUACGAGACAAGUUUGUCACAACGUCUUGAUAUGAAAUCUCCCAAACUCCAAAAUAACCAAGCGUAUCCUGAAUCAUCGCCUACCGAGGAACUCAUCGAAGCCGUUAUUUCGCCCGUUGGUCAAGGAGUGGAAGAAAGCUUGUCUUGGGACUUGAACAGUCAUGAACAAAGCUCGAAGGUUUGGAAACAAAAUGCAUGGAUAUCACGUCGUCCAGGUUGUCUCCUGCUGGCAACGUGCGCGCCUGCCGUCCCUUCCAUCAAACAAGCCAUUCAGUAUUCAUUACUGGUGUUACAAUCUACGUCCGUUUUGAUGGGGCUCAAGCUGAUGAUGCGCGGGAAGCGAGCAUCAGUCAGACUAUCAUUUUCAACACAUUAUGCGACGGUCUUAUAUAGAUUCAAAGGCACCUCCAGGAAAUCUUCUUCUGCAUCUGCGAUCAUUCUGACUACUACGAUCAUUCUGAUUAUCACGACCACUCUAAUUAUCACGGCCAAUCUGAUUACUACAACCAUUCUGACCCUCACAACUAUUCUGAUUAUUACGACUACAUUAGAGAAAAUGGCUUUCCUUCUUUUCGGUGAUCAGUCUCUGGGCGUCCACGGCUUCUUGGCGGACUUCUAUCAGUAUGGCAAUCCCAGCGUGUUGACCAUUUCAUUUCUAGAUCAAGUUGGAGCCGCUCUUCGCGAAGAGGUAGAUCGAUUGUCGACCAUCGAGCGUCAAAGAGUGCCUACUUUCUCAAGCAUCAAGGACUUGAACGAGAAUUAUCAGGCCAAGAAGAUCAAGAAUUCGGCCGUGGAUAGUGCUUUACUUUGCAUUACCCAGCUAGCCCACUAUAUCGACCGGACUGAAAAGGUUCCUGAAGAUAUUACAAACCCAACAGAAACAGUCCUCGUAGGGCUAUGCACCGGGCUUUUUGCAGCAGCAGCGAUCUCAUCUUCACAGUCUCUGUCGACUCUUAUCCCCAUCGCGGUGCAGGUCUCUUUGAUGGCAUUCCGAGCCGGAGCCUACGUUACUGCUAUGGCCGAGCGUCUCCACCAGAACAUCGACUCAUCAGAUCCAUGGACCUAUGUUUUACCUACCAUUGGAGAGAAGGAGACAAAAUCCAUCAUCGAUUCUUUCCACAAUGAUGCUGGCAUCCCUUCGGCCAAUCACGUGUACAUUAGCGCGAUUACCAACAGCAGUAUCGCUGUGAGUGGCCCUCCAGCCAGCCUUAAACUGCUUUUUGGCUUUCACAACUUCGAAGCGAAGCCUAUACCUAUUCCCGUCCACGGUCCUUACCAUGCCGCCCACCUCCAUUCGGUUUUCGAUAGCGAUAAAAUCCUUCGGCUCGGGGAUCUCAAUGUGCAGGGAGUCCUGGGACAUGCAAAGCCCAGAUACCCCGUGAUGUGCUGUAGAACCGGGGACUGUUAUUCAGAAGAGACAACUAUCUCUCUGAUCCAAACCAUCAUGAAGGAUAUCUUGACCGAACCACUUCAGUUCCAGAAAGUGAUUCACGGUUGCGUUCAGAAGGCGCAAGAUUACCGAGGGACUAGUUGCCUGGUCAUACCUUUCGGCCCAACCAAAGCUGCCAAUAGCCUGGCAACCACACUGAAGGCUCAAACAAGCCUCGACAUCAUCCUGAGAAGAUCCCCAACCACAUCUACACGACCAGAACAGGUCUCUAAUAACUUCGCUAAUGGAUCGAACGGACGAUGUAAGCUUGCCAUUGUCGGCAUGGCCGGGCGCUUUCCCGAUGCUGCAAGCCACGAAAAGCUGUGGGAGCUCUUGGAGAAAGGUCUCGAUGUUCACAGAGAGGUCCCGAAGGAUCGCUUUGAUGCCAAGACACACACAGAUCCCACGGGCAAGACGAGGAACACCAGUCACACCCCGUAUGGCUGCUGGAUUGAAAAUCCAGGUCUCUUCGACCCCAGAUUCUUCAACAUGUCUCCCAGAGAGGCCUUCCAAACCGAUCCUAUGCAACGCUUGUCACUAGUAACGGCAUUCGAGGCACUGGAGAUGGCUGGCUACGUCCCCAAUCGGACCCGGUCUACAAAGCUGGACCGCAUCGGAACGUUCUACGGUCAGACAUCCGAUGACUGGAGAGAGAUCAAUGCUGCUCAGAAGGUUGAUACCUACUUCAUUACCGGCGGUGUCCGCGCUUUCGGUCCAGGGCGUAUCAAUUACCACUUCGGAUUCUCGGGUCCUUCCUUCAGCAUCGACACUGCUUGUUCUUCGAGUGCCGCAGGAAUGCAACUCGCCUGCACAUCGCUGUGGGCUGGAGAUUGCGACACCGCGAUAGUGGGUGGCAUGUCUUGCAUGACCAAUUCGGAUAUUUUCGCUGGUCUGAGUAGGGGUCAAUUCCUCUCCAAGACAGGCCCAUGUGCUACAUUUGAUAACGACGCGGAUGGCUACUGCCGAGCAGACGCUGUUGGUACUGUUAUCGUCAAGAGACUGGAGGACGCACUGGCGGACAAGGACAAUGUCCUCGCUGUCAUCUUGGGUACGGCAACCAACCAUUCGGCCGAUGCUAUUUCCAUAACUCACCCUCACGGUGGGACCCAAGAGGUACUCUACCGGAGUAUCCUUGCUAAAGCUGGCGUCGAUCCUCUCGAUGUCGACUACGUCGAAAUGCACGGAACUGGCACCCAGGCAGGAGAUGGAACCGAGAUGCGAUCAGUCACCAAUGUUUUCGCUCCCGCCGAUCGCAAGAGAACAGCUGAACAACCAUUGUACCUUGGUGCUGUUAAGGCUAACGUAGGACAUGGUGAAGCAGCUUCUGGUGUCACAGCCCUAAUUAAGGUGCUCAUGAUGCUUCAAAAGAAUGCCAUCCCUCCCCACGUUGGUAUCAAGAACACUAUCAACAAGGGCUUUCCUUCCGAUCUUGCUGAGCGAAAUGUUCACAUUGCGUUCCAUAAGACACCACUUCGCAAGCGAACAAAUGCGCCCCGUCGUAUCUUUGUCAACAACUUCAGUGCCGCUGGUGGCAAUACCGGGUUACUUCUUGAGGAGGCACCGACUCUCAAGAGAGCAGUUGUUGAUCCACGAUCGACCCAUGUUAUCACUGUCACUGCGAAAUCCAAGUCUGCGAUGCUCAGAAAUGCUCAGAACUUAAUCUCCUACCUUACUGAGCACCCUACGACUUCCCUCGCCGACGUCGCGUAUUCGACUACCGCUCGACGGAUCCAGCACAACUGGCGUAUGUCAAUUACUGCGACUGACAUUUCAGAAGUCUCUGCACUCCUCGGAUCCAAGCUUGUGGAAAACUUUGUGCCUGUUCUACCUGAACCUCCAAAGGUCGCCUUCCUGUUCACCGGACAAGGAUCGCACUACGCCGCCAUGGGCAAGGAACUGUACACCACAUCUACCCUCUUCAGAGAUACCAUAGAUGAGUUUGAUAAGAUUGCGAUCAUACACGGCUUCCCAUCUUUCCUUCCUUUGAUAGACGGAAAUGCAGCAGAUGUCCAGACUUUAUCGCCUGUUGUUGUACAAAUCGGAAUUGUCUGUCUCGAGAUAGCAAUGGCCAAACUUUGGGACUCUUGGGGAAUCAAGCCUGCGGUUGUGAUGGGUCACAGCUUAGGAGAAUACGCAGCCCUUCACGUUGCCGGAAUUCUCUCUGCGAGCGAUACCAUCUAUCUCGUUGGAAGCAGAGCCGAGCUCUUAGUUCGCAAGUGCACUCCUGGCACUCAUGUUAUGCUCGCAGUUCAAGGAUCUCUUGCAACUGUUAAAGAGGCUCUCGGUGUCCAAGCCGAAUCAGUCAAUGUUGCUUGCAUCAACAGUAGCCGCGAGACGGUACUGAGUGGCGAAGCUGGUGAGAUGACCCAGGUCCAAGAUCUCCUCACCAACUCCGGUUACAAGUGCACUCAACUCAAGGUGCCAUUUGCUUUCCACUCGGCUCAAGUCGAUCCAAUUCUGGAUGAGUUCCAAAAGGUUGCGGAGUCGGUAAACUUCGGCAAGGAGACCAUCCCGCUCAUCUCUUCGGUGCUUGGUAGAAUGUUGAACGAGCCUGAGAAGAUCGACGCCGUCUAUCUACGCAACCACGCACGUAACCCGGUUAACUUUGUCGGCGGACUCGAGGCUGCUCAAUCAGCUGGUGCGACUGACGCCAAGACUGUCUGGAUGGAGGUUGGACCUCACCCAGUUUGUUCAAACAUGGUCAAGGCUACUCUCGAUAUCGGUUCCAUCAUCGCUCCAUCUUUGCGCAGAACCGAGAGUGCAUACAAGACCAUAUCACACAGCUUGAGCACUAUGCAUACCGCAGGUCUCAAUGUUGACUGGAAUGAGUACCAUCGGGACUUUAACGACUCUGUCCAGCUCCUCGACCUUCCAACAUAUUCUUUCGAUGACAAGAAUUACUGGAUUCAGUAUGAGGGAGAUUGGUGUUUGACCAAGGGUGAUGUGGCCAGUAAGAUCACUCCUUUGUUGGAGGAUACGAAGCCGAAGCUCUCUACAACUUCCGUGCAGAAAGUUAUUAGCGAGUAUAUCAAAGAUGGAGUGGUUGUCAUCAGCGCUGAGUCCGAUUUGGCGGAACCCGGUCUCAGAGGUGUCGUCAGUGGACAUCCAGUCAAUGGAAGUCUACUUUGCCCGUCUUCACUAUACGCAGAUAUGGCCAUCACGGUUUCCGAAUACGCAUACAAGCUUGUUCGCCCAGAUGUUACCGAUCUGGGUAUCAAUAUCGCAAAUAUGAAGAAUCCCAAGCCUCUCAUCGCGCGACCGGAUGGAGCGAGCCAGGUUCUCAGCAUGAUUGCUACUGUGGACGUCAACACCAACAGAGCAGAUAUCGUCUUCUCAACAGGAGCUGGCAAGGACAAAGUCGAGCAUGGUAUUUGCGAAGUAUUCUUCGGUAACACCAAAGAAUACCUUGCCGAAUGGCAACGGACAGCCUAUCUCAUCCAAUCCCGCGUCGACUGGCUUCAAGAUGCCGAGAAGACUGGAAUUGCCCACAAGAUUGGUCGCGGUCUGGCAUACAAACUGUUUGCCGCUCUGGUUGACUACAAUCCACGUUACCGAGGCAUGGGAGAAGUUAUUCUCCACAGCGAAAAUUUCGAAGCUACCGCAAAAGUCAAUUUCCAGACCACUGCGAGCGAUGGUGAGUUCAAGUACAGUCCCUUCUGGAUCGAUUCUCUUGCACAUAUCUCUGGCUUUAUCGUCAACGGUUCCGAUGCCGUUGACUCUAAAGAGAAUGUCUACAUCUCCCACGGAUGGGAGUCGCUUAGAUUUGCCGAGCCUUUGUCACAAGAGAAGACCUACCGAUCGUAUGUCAGGAUGCAACCCCAAGAGGGCAAGGUCUUGGCAGGCGAUGUCUAUGUCUUUGAUGGAGACAGGAUCGUGGCGAUGGUCGGAUGCUUGAAGUUCCAAUGCAUUCCUCGCAAGGUACUGAACAUGUUCUUGCCUCCUGUGGGAGCAGCCAAGGCGAUCGCCGCACAGCCAUCUGCACCUGCAAAGGCCCCAGCAUCGAAGCCUUCCAAGUCGGCGCAAGUCACCUUGGCCAACAUUGCGACAGUCAACAAGAAGUUAGUCUCAGUGUGUACUCGCGUACUCGAGAUUCUAGCGGCAGAAGUCGGUGUUGGCAUGGAUGAGCUCGUGGAUAACAUUGGUUUCUCGGACCUGGGAGUUGAUUCAUUGAUGUCUCUGACGGUCAGCGGGAGAAUACGAGAGGAACUCGAGAUUGAGGUUCAUUCGCACGACUUCAACGACCACCCUACCAUCGGUUCCUUCAAGACGUUCCUCGGCAAGUUCGAGACGGGGGUACCUAGCUCCUCCUCAAGCGAUACACACAGUCAGACCUCGUACCUCGACAAGUCAACACCUGAUCUCGGGGACGACUCGAAUGUUACGACGCCUUUGGACGAUACCCCUGUUGAAGAGAACAAGGAUGAAGGCCUUGGCGACCUCAUCCGUGUCACCAUCGCAGAGGAGAUGGGCGUUGACAUUGAGGAAAUUGUAGACACGGUCGAUCUCUCCACUCUUGGAAUGGAUUCUCUGAUGAGCUUGUCGAUUCUAGGACGUCUCAGAGAGAAGACCGAUAUGUCCCUUCCUGCCGAUCUGCUCGUCGCCAAUCAGACCAUCCAAGAGAUCAAGAAGAGCUUGGGCAUUGGUGCACCAGUGAAGCCUGUCGUGUCUGUGUCUGUGUCCCUUUCAACGAAGACCGUCGUCGCUCACAACACCGUCAACGUCAUUCCGUCCCAACGCUUCGCUACUUCGGUACUUCUGCAGGGGAACUCGAGGAAAGCAAGCAAGACUUUGUGGAUGAUCCCUGACGGAGGCGGAUCUGCAACCUCUUACGUUGACAUUCCGGAUCUCUCACCCGAAGUCGCUGUCUUUGGACUCAAUUCUCCUUAUAUGAAGAAUCCUGAGGAGUACAAGUGCGGCGUUAUCGGCAUGGCCGAAGCCUUCAUCACGGAAAUGAAACGUCGUCAGCCAACUGGACCUUAUAUUCUCGCGGGGUGGAGUGCAGGAGGUGUCAUUGCCUUUGAAGCCGUCAACCAGCUCACCAAGAGCGGUGAGACGGUUGAGAAGCUCAUCCUCAUCGAUUCACCAUGUCCUGAUAUUAUCGAGCCUCUUCCGACUUCCCUGCACAGAUGGUUUGCCUCCAUUGGGCUUCUCGGCGACGGAGACUUCUCCAAGCUACCCGCGUGGCUGCUUCCCCACUUUGCCGCAUCAGUCAACGCUUUGUCGAACUACACGCCUGAAGUGAUCGACCCGAAGAAGAGCCCGCACGUGACAGCAAUCUGGUGCGAAGACGGAGUCUGCAAACUCCCCAGUGACCCUCGACCAGAUCCCUUCCCAUAUGGCCACGCCCAAUUCCUGCUUGACAAUCGUACCGAUUUCGGUCCGAAUCUAUGGGACAAAUAUUUGAAUUCCGAAAAGUUUGAUUGCAGGCACUUGCCCGGGAACCACUUUUCAAUGAUGAAGAAGCCUCACGUUGCCACGCUGGGUCACAUAAUCAGAGAGGCUCUCAACGCCUCAGUAUAA